AUGAUACCACCGUUACUAUUUCUUCUAAUCUUUCCCCUCGUUUCCGCGAAAGACUAUUGCGUGGAAUGGAGAUCCGUGCCGGCGGGAGGGUCCUGUUGGCAGGUGGCCACCGACAAGAAGAUCUCCGUGGAAGCUCUGCAGAAGCUGAAUCCAGGAGUCGACUGCGAAAAGUUGAAUGUUGGGCAGAAGUGAGUCAGGUGGAAACUCUUACAUGAGGUGCCCCUUCUGUUUGCAGAUUGUGUGUUGCCACUUCUACCGCCAAACCAGAAUGCACCAAAAAGUACAAAAUAGUCGGCGGAGACACGUGUUUCAACAUCUGGACGGCUCAAAAACUGGCGGAAAGAGAGUUCAAAGAGAUGAACGAGGGGAUUGAUUGCGAUAAAUUGGAAGUUGGCAAGGAAGUUUGUGUUGGCGUCGCGACUACGAACACUGACACGUCGGGGACUGAAAAUGCGAAACCAGCACUGCCGAUGGUUGAAAGUGAGUGCGCGGUACUAAUUCAGAUCAAUCUUGAAGCCGUUCAGCCACGGAAUCCUGCUACGAAUACUCGACCAUCAAGGAAGGAGACACGUGUUUCCAAGUGUCGGUGGCCUAUGGACUGAACCUUACCGUACUUCAAAACAAAUACGAUUGCAAUGCUCUUCAGGUACUCUCCACGUCGCUGACUAUAGUUCCCGUUUCCUUUUCAGAUCGGCGAUACCAUUUGCGUUUCCAAGAACUACACUUGCCAACAUCGCUUUGAAAUCAAGUCGGGAGACACGUGUUGGUUCAUGGAGAACGCCUUCAAAACGAACCAGACAGAAGUGGAGAGGGCGAAUGAAGGAGUGAAGUGCGACAAUCUGCCGGUGGGUCGGAUGAUGUGUGUUUGGUCGGCGGACGAUAAGAAACUGCCGAACAUGACGUGCACAAACUGGAAGAAGAUGGACAAGGACGGAGUGAGCUGUUACGAGCUGGCGAGGGAGAACCUCAUCACAAUCGAUCACUUCAAAUUUCUGAAUCCGAGAGUCAAUUGCACUCAGAAAAUUCCGAAAGAUGCGAACGUUUGUGUCAGGGAUCAAGCGACGAAGGACUGUGUUUCCAUUCAACCAGUGGAUCCCAAUGACAAUUGCACGAAGAUCAUGCAGAUCUAUCAAAUAAGUAACUGGCGUCUGAUGCACUUGAAUCCAACUCUGAGAUGUGACCGAUUGAAGAAAACUGAACAGAUAUGUGUGGGAAAUGGGCCGUUCAAACAGAGCGAAUGCGUGGACUCCCAACGUGUCACUCCUGAGAUUGACAAUUGUGAGAAGCUGGCGAAGGCUACUGGACUGAGCAUCGGACAGAUUGAGGCAUUGAAUCCGAGAAUGAAGUGUGGGCGCAAGUUCGAAUGGGGCUCCCUCGUCUGCACAGCGAACCUGGGAAUCGAUACGAAGUCGGCGCAAGACCUCAUUGUUUCAAGUUUGAAGGAAAUCGCUCCGGAUCUCGUUAAUAAGGUAUAUUUUCAUGAAAAUGACAGAUCACAACAGAUGUUUUUCAGUAUGGUGACUACAAGAAGACGCCCAAUGAAGAGACUGAGAACGCGAUGAACGAGCAACUCGUCACUGAUCUUCAGAAGCCGGCAGUGAACUCGAAGCUCAAAGAGCUCUACAAGAGCAACGAAGAGAUCCGGAAAGUGCUCGACAGUCAGCACCCUUUGCCACGUCAGUCUUACUGUGAUGAGGUAAAAAAGACCAACAUGGCGGACAACAUCAAGAACUGUUUCUGCGGAAAUGAAGAACUUCUGAUGUACUGUCAAGUGUUGGCGGUGAAACUUUUCACGGACGGAAUGGAGGGGGACGAUGAUGAUCUCGGACAAAAUGCCACCGCCUUGAGAGCAAUCAGGUACUUCAUUCUCAAUUAUCAGAUUUCUAAAAUUGUUCUAGUUCCAGAAGAAAACGUCAAGUGUGCAGUAUCUCUACCCCACUCGAUGAACUUGGAAGCAUAAACGUGGUCAAAAGUCUGGCGGGAGGAUGUUUCGGCGGUGGAUGUGCCUUUCCGAUCGGCAUUGUCGAACUGCACAUUGAUGUGGAUUUGUGCGUUCCGAUUGUCAGUUACGCGGCGGACACCAUUCAGUUUUGCGAGAAAUCGGAGAAUGACUGCACGAAAGUGGAGGUCGAGGACAUUUCCGGAAUGAAGUUCCUUUCGGAGAGAAAACUCGGUGGCAGUCUGAGUCUCUGUGCGAUCGGAUCGAAACUGAUCAAAAUGCUUUCGAAGGGAGGCCUCAAUCUGUGUUGGGAAGUCUUCGUGGCCGACUAUUACGGGUUCAUUGGAAAGUUGAACCUCGGCUCCAACCUAAAACUUAUUGUGAUCACAGUUAGUUCGGUGUUAAAAGUGCUCAAACUCAUAGUAUCCCUUCAGGUUGAAGGAGGAGCGACCAUGAAGGUUCACGGCCUUGCGUUCCCCAAAAUGUGCCGAAUAAACGAGUUCCAAUGCGAAGAUUACUGUAGAUGGACGGAUGAGAAUUGGCCGAAUGGAAAAGCGUACGGAUACUUCAAGUUCAGAGCUCUCAAGGUCUUUGGAUUCAAAGGGUUCAAAAUAGUCGAGGACGAAUUCAACGCGCCGAAGAAAUUGGGAUGCGAAGCAGGCAAAGAAGCGGCAGUGGUGAUCAGAAACGACAGAAACUGCCAGAACCCGGACGAGAGGUCCGUGCAGAGAAGGUGUUGGAGUGGAGAUGAUAUGGUAGGGAAGAGAGAAUGUGAACAGAUCUGACCGAGAUUACUUCAGAUGGGAUGGGACCCACUCGACAAGGAAUGGGGCUUCAGUUUCCAGCCAAACGUCUUCGGAAGUACUCUUUUCGUGUGCGAGUUUGUCGAUAAAUCUGGCCAGAAAAUCGGUUUUGAUGUGUACGGAGGAAAGUCGAAAAACCGAGGGAAACAAAGUUUCUAUUACGUCAUCAAGAACGAUGGAAUCUACUUUGGAAUGGAGAAAUUCAAAGAGGACAAACUAAUGGGAUCCUGGAAUAGCAAGUGCGAAGAACAGAAGCCAGAGCCGCCGAAGCCGGAAGUGCCGAAGACGGAAGAGCCGACAGGAACGAGCACGGUGCCGGCCGCGGGUUGUGGAAAGAGAAUAGUCGGGUACUACACCGGAUGGGGAGAACGGGAGAUCACGGAGAAUCAACUGAAGAAGCUCACCCAUGUCAUCUUUGCAUUUGUGGCCAUGUACGCGGACGGAAGUGUCAAGUUCGGAGCAGUCAGUGUAGAUGAUUCGGGACCGCAGGCCGCCAUAAAAGCGGAGAGACGGUUCUUGGAUAUGAAGAGGAAGGCGAGAGCUGUCAACUCGGGAGUUCGAGUGAUAUUCGCAGUCGGCGGAUGGGACAACUCGCAGUACUUUUCUUCUGUGGCAGCAGAUCCGGGCAAGAGAAAGUGAGUGAUUAGUCAUAUACAUACAUGCAAAGAGAUCCGAGUGCUUGCAGGACGUUCAUCGACUCGGUCGCCGCUUUUAUUGAACAACACCAGAUUGAUGGAGUUGACUUGGACUGGGAAUAUCCUGAUAUGAACGGAAAGGACAAAGCGAAUCAUGUUACGUUGGCAAGAGAAUUGAGAGAAAGAUUCACAGAGAUGGCGAAAACGAAAGGGAGGAAAGAUCCUUAUAUCAUCACUUUGGCGUCUGCUGCAGGAGAAUGGAAUCUGAGAAACGGAUACGAUCUGAGCGGAAUUCUGAAGUAUGCCGAUUUCAUUAAUGUGAUGAGUUAUGACUAUUACGGAGCCUGGGCUUCGAAAUGGGGAGCCUACACGGGAACUCCCGCUCCGUUGUACUUUGGAAGUCUGAAGGGAUUCUCUGGAAAGCUGAACGCCGACUUCUCCAUGCGAUUCUACACGUGCAAAACAAAGAAACCGAGCCAGCUGAACAUGGGAGUUCCAUUCUACGGAAGGUACUGGAAGAAUGUGCUAGGACCCAUAGAUAACUCUGAUCAAAUGUGGAGGACGACCGCACCGAAGAAUGGAGUUUACGAGGGAGGAUACGUGGGAUGGAGGAAUCUGGAGAAGGAAGGAUGGAACAAAGGAGCGACGUCGUGGCACGAAAAGACCAAGACUCCUUACAUUUUGAAUGCGGGCGCACGGAUGUUCCUUGGAUUUGAAAACGAAAGGAGUCUGAAGGAGAAGAUCAGCUACGCGACGGACAGGAAUCUUGGAGGGCUCAUGAUCUGGGCACUGGAUCUGGACGACGACGCGGACACCCUUCUGAAUCUCGUCUCUUCUGCUGGGCUAUGCUCCGGAGGCAGUGGAGACAAAGUAACGUACACGUGCGUUCCGAUCGACGACGUCAGAUGGUGGACUCCGGAGAAUUCCGAUGAAAAGAAGCAGGGACAGUGCGGAAAAUCAGCGCCAUUGAUCAAAGGAUUCUAUCCGGUUUGUGACCCGGAUGACCCUGGAUUCUCUUGUUGCGGAGCCGCUGGAUACUGUGGAAGUGGCAAGGAGUAUUGUGAUUGCAAAGGAUGCGUCAACUAUCGCAAAGAUCCGAACUUGAUUCUGAAGGAACCGACGAAACCGUCAAGAGCAAUUCAAUGGUAUACUCAAGAUGCGCCGGAUGGGAAAAGAGGGCGAUGCGGAAAGGAUAUACCGAAAAUAAACGGAAAAGUGAGAACUAUUCGAUCAUGAAUUAGCUAUUGUUCGUGUUUAGGAACCGAUAUGUAACCCAGACGAUGACACGAAGCACUGCUGUUCGAAUGGAGGAUACUGUGGAACUGGAAAGGAGUACUGUAGCUGUGACGGAUGUGUCGACUACAAAAAGAAUAAGGCAUAA
Molecule: messenger RNA, 4758 nt
Organism: Caenorhabditis sp. 36 PRJEB53466
Lineage: Eukaryota; Metazoa; Nematoda; Chromadorea; Rhabditida; Rhabditidae
Source: the annotation of a GenBank genome assembly